Sphaeroforma arctica JP610 is the source of this 1590-nucleotide messenger RNA. RefSeq lists its product as hypothetical. Bases 161 to 547 code for a protein of 128 amino acids. The transcript has 3 exons. NCBI's taxonomy places the organism in Eukaryota, Ichthyosporea, Ichthyophonida. The record is from RefSeq and is a predicted model, not a curated record.
CAAAUAUAUGUACGCUCUAGUCGCUACUAUUUACAUAUAUACAGAUGCACACACACACCUAUAUAUAUGCCUAUGUAUAUAUAUGUAUAACCAAGAAGGGAAAUAUAAUUGACCCCAUGCAUAUGCUACCUUAAAAUUGUCAAACAAUAAUUGCAAAUUCAUGAUGCUGUCCGAAACCUCCCUACCGAUGAAGCAAUCCAUGCUACAGCUCAUAGAACAGCUGGAAGCCAAGGACAUCACCGAUCGCGUUAGUAUACAAGACGAAGUGGCGGAUUUCCUCACUAUGAUGCAAAAGACGGAUACGGCAUCAGCUCGGGCUGUUGAAUUGGCGGCAGAUUUGUUGAAAGGUGGAUGCGAUGAGGUUAUCUUUCGUGAGCUGACGAACUCUCUGGAGGUGUUGGCGAAUGGAAGCGCAACGCAUUUCGACAAGCCGGAAACAAUUGUGUACAACGCGCUCAGAGCAGGAAAGAUGGACGGAAUUACGCUCAAAGACGCACUCAUCAAGAGAAUGGUGAUAUCUAUGGCUGAUCAUGGCGCAUGCGGAUGAGAUAACCGCGUUAUAUGCACACAUACUCCUUCAGGAAUCCGCGUCUGUGAUUUACGCAAAUACAUAUGAUUUUAAGUCCCUUUAAUUCUCUCACAUUCAUAUUAUCGGAUCGAAAGAUGUCUGUCUGUCGUAUACGACUGACAUUAAUGGUAGAUUAAAGAUACCCAUUUCGAAACGUUCUCUACAGCGUUGUUCACUAGAUAUUUACUAAUCUCGUUUCAGAAUCCAUCGUAAGCUGUCUCACAGAUCUGAUCAUAAUCAAACCACAUAGAUUUUGAUUCCAGUUGCGAGUUUGACCUGUCAUUACAUUACAUGAAACAUCCCACGUUGCUUCCGAUUUAUACAGGCCAUCUUGAGGUCGAAACGAGAUGGCUCUACAGAAGAGGAGGCUGAGGCGAUGAUCCGAGAAUUCGUUCAAAUCAAAUCGAAACAGGUGGAGCAGGAAAACAAGCGACGGAAAAAGGCGGCGUUUGAGGCGUCUCAGAAAAUGUUCUCUACCUGAGUCAAGACUUUGGAGACCUAUAGACCGCCAUUGAGUCGAAGUGAUCGCCUGGGAUGCAUGCCACUGGGUUUGAUGAUGCAAUGAUGGUAUAUUAAUGUAGCACCUGGUACAAUACAUACCUAUUUGGUAGGUAUCAGGGUACGAAUAGCUGACUCGUUUAGGUUGCGUACAUGUCUGGUAAGAAGUAUAGCAAAAAUUGGACCACUAUCAUAGAAGGCUUGGCUUGCAUGUCAACCAACCGAACCGGGAAUACACCAAGCAAACAUUUCGUCAGUCUGGGGGCAGUUCCUGAUUCGUCGUAAUAAAAAAGUAUACUUGAGGCCUACGAGGUCCCCAGUUCCUUUAAGAAAAUUUGUAUGCACAACAAGUUAUUUCGCAGAGUGAGCUGAAGAGUCCGUUCUAUCUAGUCCAGCAGAAUGUAGUGGUCCUGCAAAACACCCCACCAGAAACAAAGAAACAACAAACUACAAACUACAGAAAAUCAUCCGCUGAAUAGUAUUCAAUUCGAGGGAGUAAGCACUCCCUGCUCAAACCAGCCAGG